Molecule: messenger RNA, 1420 nt
Organism: Centrocercus urophasianus (Greater sage-grouse)
Lineage: Eukaryota; Metazoa; Chordata; Aves; Galliformes; Phasianidae
Product: elastin-like
Exons: 21
Coding region: 110-1420 (436 amino acids)
Molecular function (GO): extracellular matrix structural constituent
Source: RefSeq, a predicted model, not a curated record
CUUCCAACCCCCACACCCCCCCUUCCCCUCACAUCCUUGGAAGCAACAAUUAAGCAGCUCUGGGAUAAAACACACUGACUGCGAGAGCACGGGGGCAUUGCUUCAAGAGAUGGCAAGGCAGGCAGCUGCACCCCUCCUCCCCGGAGUCCUCCUCCUCUUCUCCAUCCUCCCGGCUUCUCAGCAAGGAGGGGUCCCUGGUGCUAUCCCGGGAGGGGGAGUCCCAGGAGGAGGCUUUUUCCCAGGUGCUGGAGUUGGAGGUUUGGGAGCAGGUUUGGGAGCAGGACUCGGGGCUGGAGGAAAACCUCUCAAACCAGGGGUCGGUGGCCUCGGGGGACUCGGCCCUCUUGGCCUGCAGCCAGGUGCUGGGGUCGGAGGUUUGGGAGCAGGUUUGGGAGCCUUCCCCGGGGCAGCCUUCCCAGGUGCUGCAUCUGCGGCCGCUCUUAAGGCUGCAGCAAAAGCUGGUGCUGGCCUUGGUGGUGUGGGUGGAAUUGGUGGCCUCGGUGGCGUGGGUGGAGUUGGAGUUCCAGGAGGCCUUGGUGUCCCAGGUGCGGUGCAGCCCGGGGUUGGUGCGGCGGGGAAGCCCCCCAAAGUGCCAGGUGCUGGCAUCCCCGGAGCUUUCCCAGGUGGAGGUGUGCUCCCUGGAGCAGGUAUCCGCUUCCCCGGCGUAGGCGUGCUGCCCGGCGUUCCCACCGGCACCGGGGUCAAGGCAAAAGGUCCAGGAGCAGGAGCCUUCGCAGGAAUCCCCGGACUGGGAGGCUUUGGAGGCCAGCAGCCCGGUGUCCCUCUGGGGUAUCCCAUCAAAGCUCCCAAGCUCCCAGGUGGCUAUAGAUUGCCCUUCGUCAAUGGCCUUGGACCAGGUGGGAUAGGAGCAGGGGUUCUUGCUGGGAAGGCUGGGUACCCCACUGGGACAGGUGUUGGAGCACAGGCGGCGGCAGCAAAAGCGGCAGCUAAAUAUGGAGCCGGUGUCCUGCCUGGGGCUGGCGGCAUCCCAGGGGUGGGCGGCGUGGUGCCCGGUGUCGGUGUUGUGCCAGGAGCUGGAGUGGGAGGCCCAGCAGCGGCAGCAGCUGCAGCGAAGGCAGCAGCGAAAGCAGGAGCCUAUGGUGCAGGGGUGCUGCCCGGGGUCGGUGGUGUCCCAGGUCUUGUGCCUGGUGUCGGCGGUGUGCCUGGUUUGGUUCCCGGAGUCGGAGGUGUCCCUGGGGUGGCAGGAGUUGGGACACCAGCAGGAGCAGCGGCAGCAGCCAAGGCAGCUAAGUAUGGAGCUGGCGUUCCCGGUGUUGGCGUUCCCGGUGUUGGCGUUCCCGGUGUUGGCGUUCCUGGUGUUGGUGUUCCUGGUGUUGGCAUUGGAGGUGUUCCUGGUGUUCCUGGUGUGCCUGGUGUUCCUGGUGUGCCUGGUGUUCCUGGUCUGGUGUUCCUGGUGUAG